Haliotis rubra (blacklip abalone) is the source of this 1163-nucleotide messenger RNA. RefSeq names its product sodium-dependent proline transporter-like. The transcript is spliced from 7 exons. Gene Ontology annotation, cellular component: membrane. NCBI's taxonomy places the organism in Eukaryota, Metazoa, Mollusca, Gastropoda, Lepetellida, Haliotidae. Gene Ontology annotation, biological process: sodium ion transmembrane transport. The record is from RefSeq and is a predicted model, not a curated record. Bases 1 to 783 code for a protein of 260 amino acids. Gene Ontology annotation, molecular function: L-amino acid transmembrane transporter activity.
AUGGCACCAGAGAGUUUGGUAAAGGUGUGUGGUUGCGAAACGACACAUUAUCUCACACAGCAGCUGAAGAAUUCUGGCAGCCCGGGACUUGGUUUCGUUGUUUACCCAGAAGCCUUGGCCCAACUUCCGUUCCCUCAGCUGUGGAGUUUCAUGUUCUUCAUUUUGCUUUUUAUCUUGACCUUGGAUUCACUGUUUGCAAUGGUGGAAACUGUGAUAUCAGCCAUCAUGGAUGAGUACCCUUUUCUGAUGAAGUGGAGGAUGUCAGUAAAUGCCGUGUUUUGUGCUGUAUCCUUCCUACUUGGUCUUAUAUUCGUCACUGAGGGUGGAAUGUAUGUUUUCCAAUUGGUUGACUGGUACUUUGGAACUAUCUUCCUGAUCUUAGCCGGACUUUUAGAGUGCAUAAUCCUGGCAUGGGUAUACGGAGUAAAUCGAGUCAGUGCCGACAUUGAACUGAUGUUAGGUAGACCGGCUCCAUUGUUCUUCCGAAUCACCUGGUCUUACAUUACACCCGCAAUGCUUUUGACAAUAUUCAUCUUCACUCUGGUCCAGUACCAGCCUCCAACAUACGGCAGAUACGUUUAUCCCGACUUCUUUGCUUCUAUUGGAUGGUGCCUCGCAGCCAUUCCGUGCAUUCCAUUGGCCGUGAUGAUGUUUGUUGCCAUCUACAGAGAGGACGGGAGUAUACUGCAGAGAUUCAAGAAGUCCUUGAAACCGAACAGUUCCUGGGGACCUGCCAAAGUGGUAAUUCGGGCAUCAUAUAUCAACAGACACGGAAUGCAUUAACUUUCCUAGGGUUCCUGAUUACCCAUUUCAAACGUACUCUUUUACAUAUAAUAUUUCACCUUGUGAUAAAUAUUCUAUGGAUAUUUUUCACCUUUCAGAUUGUUUUGUGUCAAGCUCAUUUUGUGAUGGGUAUUGAACAAUAUGAAAAUAUGUCAAAUGCCUAUUAAUUUUGAGAUCCAUUUGAAUCACACUUGUAUAAACUGAAAUAACACUCAAAUCUGAUUUGAUACCAACAUGUAUUAUAUGUAGAAACUGCAGUUUUGGCAUCUAGUCAUGCAUAUAUUAAAGAGACACAAAGUAUAAUUUAAACAUUAAUCACCUUUUGUCUUUCAUUAAUAAGUAUGCAUCUGAAUUUUGUUCACCAAUCCACUCCAUGUAAA